UCAGUGUCGACCAGGCCAUGAUCCAAGGAGUCUUUAAAAAACCCUUUACGACACCUUGGCGUCCACUUACUACAAGGAACGGUUAGUUACAGGUUAUGUGGCUGCCUUGGUCUACUGACUGUCUGGAGAAGUCGAACUCGUAGAUCUACUCGUAAGUCGGGUCCCACCGGUCUACCGCGAGGCGAAGGUACGAUCUACGUAGAUCUACCGUGAUGUCACGCAUGUGUGUGCGUGUGGCCGUACCGGCCGUAGACUUGCCAGCACCGUCAGCAGGACCCUAAUCCCUAUAAUCCCUAUGCUAGUACACGUACAAUCUGAAUCAGUCAUUACCGAUAUGGUCGGAUUGAUGUGAGUGACAAGGCUAGCCUUCGGACUCGUGCGGAGCGGCUCGAACUGCGCGCAGUGACGGACAAGAAAGAAGUGUACUUCAAGUAGGUUCUCGGUAGCUACCCCGGUCCUGUCGCUCGUAUCAGUUUUGCGGCCGGCCAGAUCCACGGCAAAUGUUCAGCCCCUAGCCCUGUCUCCGGACCGUCCGUGCGAAGAAGUUCCCGCUCGCAAUGUUAUCGUUGGCGUGGCUACAUCGAUAGCCAAUAUGGAGGUUGUCUUGGUGUCUCAAUUGCUUGAAUGAAAGAAGUCCUCGCGGAAUCUGCUCAGUGCUUGCUUUGGAUUUCUGACAGGGGCGGUUGCGGAUGACCGCAUUAGCAACACAACUGCUGAACUACGUACACAUGGACGUAGUUACCUAGUGACGUCCGUGUGAAAUCUGAUAGUGACAUUGGGCAGCGGAGAGUGAUAAUUAUGAUAGUUUCAGCCUCCGGUGUUAUAAUUAUUCGUCUGUUUGUGCGAAGAAGCUGAAGCAAACUGGAGGGGAGAGAGGUUUGUGGAAAGUAGAAGGCGGCUCAGCCACGGUAGCCACUGCCAGGGAGUCUUCGCAGGGAAGCAGCACAUUUGUGCAAGCGCGUUCGUGUAUGCGUGCUCAGCAGCCACAGUGUGUGCAGGAAGCACAGAAUAAGAAGAGCAGCGCCGUGCGAGACCCGGACCCGCACUGCUCCUCGAUAUCAGACCAGCUUUUGCUGAGUAGAUCUACGAGUCGAGUGCAGGUUGCGCCAGGUGCUGCAUGACGCCACAAGCUAUACAGGGAGGUAGACCUACGACUUGGACGCACCUGCCCCGUUCGCAUUCUUCCCUGCUUCCCAACCGGGCAGCUGCAUUGGUCACGGUGGUGAACGCUACAGCACAGCGAUUAUAAUAAUGGUUGAUACAGUGUGCAAUAACAAUAACUAGGAGUGCUGAGUGCUUGUUAUUGUCAUACUGGUUUACACAGGGACAUAGGCAGUGCUACAUACCUAUGUUCCUAGCUGAACCAAGCACACCCAGCUGUACGGGCAACAGCUGUAACAGCCAGCACACUAACACAUGGAGCAGUGGACUAAGCCGACAUGAAUACAGUUGCAGCCAGGCAGUGCGGCAUGCUUAUUUCCUGUCCCCGACCAGCUUAGAAAAGGAUCUUGCUUGGACUAACACAACCAAUCCACUGCCGCUGCUCCACCGCUCCUCAUGCUCUUCCGUCCACCCCAAAGGACUGCUGGAAACUCGGAAAAUAGCGUCAGUCCAGUGUGUCAGUGCUUGAGGGUGAAGAGAACAGAGUAUACGGUGCCUGCUACUUCACACUGUGUGUAAGCAAUGCCCAGUGAGGCCAUCCAAGGAAGCUCUGGACGUGGCCACGUUCGGUGCCCAUGCAAACCGGAUUGCCAGAAUCGAACCACUUGCUAUGGUGCAUACUGCCGCGUUCGGGAUAUUGAUGGAGAGCUGGUGUUCGGCUGUAAAACAGUCUUAACAUUUGCAAAUGGCUUUGUCGUAGGACCCGCCACACGGCCGCCGUCCUGCGACAAUGAGCCAGACGACCCACCCGUGAAAAAGUGCUGCUACGAGAAUAUGUGCACAGAAAAUUAUACUGCUACACCGACAACAACUGCAACAACUGCUGCAACAACUGCAACAACUGCUACAACAACUGCAACAACUGCUCUCGCAUCCACUUCAUCCAGCAUAACAUCCACUGUAUCAACAUCGCUUGCUGUGACCAUCUCAAUGCCACUGGUAGCAGCAUUCGUGCUAUUCAGUCUUGCCGCGUUCUUGGUCUACAAGCUGUAUCGCCGCUCUGGUGCUGUUCCGCCGGACGACAAGUUGUCGAGAAGCUCCUCCAUGGCAGGUGGGGAUGAUGAGGCAGGUUUAAGCUCCGGAGGUGCAUUGUCCAGUGGGCGACAGGGAGUCGGCAGACUAGCUGCGCGUAGUCUAGCUGAUGCCAUUGAUUUGGACAAGACUAUCUCACUCGGCUGUGGCGCGUACGGAACGGUCUACAAGGGUGUGUGGCGAGACCGGCAGGUAGCAGUCAAACUGUUCACUGAUGAACGUGCUUUUCGCUGGGAGCAUGACAUCUUGUCUGUGUUUAACCUCAGUCACCGAUCUAUAGUGGAGUUCUUUGGUGCGGACAUGGUGUGCGGUGAGUCGUCCAUCACACAGUACUGGCUGAUCACGGAGUACUAUCAGCUGGGCUCUCUCCAGCGCUACCUUUGUGAGGAGGCGUUCUCGCUUGUUGACACCAGCAAGCCGUGUAGUGCGGGUCGUGCUCCUGAAAGAGCUACAUCUGUGAGGCACUGUACAUGUGAUCUUGGUGACCAUGGUAAUAGAGAAUGCAGUCGACGUUGCUCCUCCAAUACCGGCCAGCAGCCCGGGAGCCCGAGUGCGGUAUUUCCACAGCACGAACGAGAGCUGCUGAGCCUCGUUCGCACCAUUGUCUCCGGCGUUGAUUACCUGCACACGUCCGUAAGCCGUCGGAUGGCUGUGCUGGGAGACGUCGCAAGGACACCACACUGCAAGCAAGGAGCACCAUACAGUUCCGGUAUUCCGGCAGCGGAUCACCCGGGAUUCGCCAAGCCCAUCAUGGCUCACCGCGACCUCAAGUCGGCAAACGUUCUGGUGCGCAGCGACCGCACAUGUGUUCUGGCUGAUUUUAGCUUGGCUGCCUUCUUGGACCCAUCGUCAAACCGUGUUCAACAUCCUCUGCACUUGGCCAAGCAACACGGAACGAAUCGAUAUCUGCCUCCUGAAAUCCUGAGUGGCACGGCGGGCAAUGACAUGAAGUCAAUGCAUCAGCAGGAUAUCUAUUCGAUGGGAUUAACCCUGUGGGAGAUUGUCAACUGCUGCCCUGUAAAAGGCCGAAUGAAUGCCACCUAUGCUCUGCCGUAUGGCCAGGAACUGAACAAGGGCAAUCCCAGCAUUGAUGAGGUCAGGCAGAUAGUCUGUGACUAUGCUUUGCGACCGGCCAUGCCCAACCAAUGGAGCCAAAGCCAAACCCUGACCAAGCUCCAGUCCAUCUUAAAGUCCUCCUGGGAUGCCGACCCGCAGCGAAGACCCACCAGUACAGCAGUGGCACGGCAGGUUGAGGGCCUGCGCUCCUCGCUGCCGGAUGCCGCGAUGCCCUGCCACGGCAUGGGCAGCCGAUCGUCGGCAUCGCCCAGGCCACCGGCAUGUGCUGAGAGUUUUGCAGCACUACAGGGUGACGUGCAUGGCUGCCCCGGAAAAGAUCCAAGCACACCAGCAGCACUUCCGGCAAGUAUGGCGUCCGUGUGCUGGAACGCCGAUCAGUCCCACUCCGAUGGGCCAUCCAACGACUCCUCUCAGACUGGUGCAAACAACUCACAUGCGUCACCGCCAUUCAUGCAGGUUAAGCCAACUUUUGUGUCAGUCGAAGUCUGAGCUGUACGUGCAUCAGUCAGCUGCUUUCACGCAAUAAGAACGAAGGAGGGCCCGAAAUCCCAUAUCCUUUUUAAAAUCAAGUUCAGCUCUUCUUACUUAUCCAACGUCUCCUGUGGGAAUAUUUGUAUUUGCACAAGCUUCACGUUGCCUCUGAUAAAGCUUCGUAAGAAGUACUUUGAGCCAGGGAGUCGUAAAGCACCAUAACUCCCCGCGUUGAGCCUAGUGAUCCGUAUACUAUUGACUCAUUAUACUUUGAAAAGGAACGUGAUCAUGAGUUUCUAAUUAAUCCACGUCCAUGAUUACAUAGAAAACCCUACAUCAUCACCAAACACAUCCAUGAUGAUAAUAUGCCUUCCGAAGCAGUUUCAUGGCAGCCGCAGAGUGAGCUGCCUAUCAGUCACGGUAGGGUGACGAUUCGACAAUUCUACUUUGAAAGCUAACACGCAGUAGUUCCAACUGCUUGAAAUGUCAAAGUCUGGAGAAUAUUUAAUCUGAUCUUGCCAAGUCCACUGCCAUAUUAGCCACUUAGGGCUAGCACGUGAUAUCACAUAAUGCUUUUUAUUAAUGGUGCAGUUAAUACCGGGCUGGAGCUAUGCCAAUUUCCUUAUGGAACUCGGUUGAGCACAAAGUCAACUUUACUCUUUAUUUAGAAAGGAAAAGGAUACAUUUCAUUUAUUGUUGGCUUAACAUCCGAGUUUCUAACUCUUUAUUAAUUUUAUUAUGGACUGCCGCAGUGUUUGGUGUGGCUUCUCAUUUCUGCCACAUGCCAACAGGGCUGGUUUUGUAACUGUUUCGAGUCAGCAAAGUUUGCAGAAGCUUUUGUGACACUGCGGCAGAGUGAUGAUAUUAACUCCCUAUCUGGAUAGGUAGCUGUUUCCAUUUUCUUACACGACGUACUCGUAUACAGUGUAAUUAGCUAUGUGCGCACUGUGACUAGGCACACUCAUGCUUAGCCUGGACAAUGUCCAGAGCAUGGGCAUGUGUACCUAUCACCAAGUUAUCAACUGAUUACUUGUUCCACAUUUUAGUAAUAAUUAUAUUGACACCGAAUAUGAGAAUAAUCUGAACUGAGAAUGCACUAGCUCACUAGUACUAGCACUUCUUUUCCAAUCAUUCAACAACUCAACCUUUUCUGAUGAGGCCCGCUCAAUGACCGAAACAGCUGUCAGAAGGAAUACAAUUUCAGUACUCCAAAGGA
Molecule: messenger RNA, 4957 nt
Organism: Sycon ciliatum
Lineage: Eukaryota; Metazoa; Porifera; Calcarea; Leucosolenida; Sycettidae
Product: TGF-beta receptor type-1-like
Exons: 9
Coding region: 1684-3759 (691 amino acids)
Biological process (GO): protein phosphorylation; cellular response to growth factor stimulus; cell surface receptor protein serine/threonine kinase signaling pathway
Cellular component (GO): signaling receptor complex; plasma membrane
Molecular function (GO): transmembrane receptor protein serine/threonine kinase activity; ATP binding
Source: RefSeq, a predicted model, not a curated record